ACGCAUGCCGAUGACGAAAGGGGAAGAUACGCCCACUUUUCGUGGUAUGGGGGUCAGGUCCAAGCCAUUUUAAUACUUCUCAUAAGCCAAACGAAAUCGAUGUUUAUAUAGGUUAAUAAAUGAGUCCAAUCGAGAUCGAGAGCCAGAUCAGAGCGAAUAGAAAAAGGAAGUUCCCAGCUGCUAAUGCUAUUGUGGAAGUAAAAUCAGCAUAUAACCAGCUAUUUUUCUCCACCUGAGUCGUGAAAAAUGGGUGAUUCUGGAAAAGCAUUUUAUGGAGGAAUCGAAGGAGGAGCCACCCAUUCCAAGAUGGUUAUCAUGGAUGAGAGUGGGUCAGUGCUGGCAUGGAGUGAAGCUCAGAGCACCAACCAUUGGCUGAUAGGUAUUGACCUGUGUCUAGUGAGAAUCAACAGCAUGGCUGAGGAAGCAAAGAAGAAGGCUGGUAUUGAUAUUCAAACUCCACUCAAGGCGCUGGGUCUUUCUUUGAGUGGUGGUGAACAGAAGGAAGGUCAACGCAAGGUCAUUGAGGGUAUGAAGGAGACCUUUCCAUACGUCAGCGAAAACUAUCACAUGUGCACCGAUACCUAUGGAGCUAUCGCCACUGCCUGCAAAGCCGGAGGCAUAGUGUUGAUCUCAGGUACAGGGUCCAACUGCCAGCUCAUUAACCCUGAUGGAUCGGUCCACGGGUGUGGAGGAUGGGGUCAUAUGCUGGGUGAUGAAAGCUCAGCGUACUGGAUUUCACAGAAAGCUGUUAAGACUGUCUUUGAUGCACUAGAUAACCUAGCACAGCCACCGCAUGACAUAACAUACAUUAAAAAAGCCAUGGAGGAAUACUAUGGGUUUACUGAGAGAUUUGGUCUUUUAGACCAAGUUUACACCAACUUUGACAAAUCAAAGUUUGCGGGCUUCUGCAAGCGCCUAUCACUGGGCGCUAGAGAUGAUGCUGAUCCGUUGUGUCUAUGGUUGUUCAAAGAAGCGGGAAGACUACUAGGAAGGCACAUCAUAGCUGUAUCUCCUACUAUCAAUCAGACCCUGUUAAAUGGUGAAGGAGGAUUAAGGAUUGUCUGUGUUGGAUCUGUGUGGAAGAGCUGGGAUCUACUAAAGGAAGGUUUCCUAGCUGGCUUAGCGAGACCUAACGACUCUUACCCAGACAUCAAAGACUUCACUCUACUCAAGCUUAAGGAAUCUUCAGCCAUAGGGGCGGCCAGGCUCGGAGCCAAAGUCCUCAGUGUCGACCUCCAGAUCGACUACGAAUCCACGGUCGAUGUCCUAUUCCAACACACCCAAUGAAUGUCAUAUAAUCGGUGGAUGUGUUAAUCUAGGUACACAAGAUAUAUAUUUGUGUGCAUAUAUAUAUAUUUAUGAUGGUGCAUCGCCUGUGCGUACAUGUAUUGUCAAAGUGGGUAUGUGUACAGUGUUUAUUGUGCUUGUGUAUGUAUCUUCGCUCUCAAUAGAUACUGCAAUUGAGAAAUAUGUGGCAUUGAAGCCUAGCUGCCAGUACUACCAUCAUAUAGAUUUGCUAAAUACAUAAUAAUCAAUGUUAAUAGAUUCUAUUUUGUAUUGGGCAUUUCUGAGAAAUUUUACUCCUGUUACUAACAUUUAAUUCAAUUCAAUUCAAUUUGUUUUAUUCAUUUCCAUUUGCAAUAUAAACAAUACAAAGAUAUAUACAAUAAUAAGCAUUUGCAAAAUAUAAGAAAAUGAAAAUUGGAACUAAAAAAUAAGGCCAAAUGGACUUGUGGAGCAUUGUAUCAAAAUAGAUAACAUGAGAAUAUUUAAAUAAAGCCAUUUUCAAAAUUGAUGCUUGUGAUAAUGGAGAAAUCAAAAUUAGUCAUCAUCCUUUUGCUAGUACAUGCAUUUAAAUAAAUAUGUAUUUUGGAAAGAAAAUCUAUUUGGGUAUAAGCCUGUACAUACACAAUAUACGUUCUGGUCAAUGUGACAUGGGGAAAUGCAAAAGGAAAACACUCUCGAGUUGCCUGAUAAAUACUGUG
Messenger RNA from Strongylocentrotus purpuratus (purple sea urchin), 1985 nucleotides. It is a transcript of the gene nagk, whose product is annotated as N-acetyl-D-glucosamine kinase. Lineage: Eukaryota; Metazoa; Echinodermata; Echinoidea; Camarodonta; Strongylocentrotidae. Gene Ontology annotation, molecular function: N-acetylglucosamine kinase activity. The coding region runs from base 247 to 1287 and encodes 346 amino acids. The record is from RefSeq and is a predicted model, not a curated record. The transcript is spliced from 10 exons.